GAGUGCAAACCUGAGCAGCCUCGUGGCUCUCACCACCUUGCGAGUGAGUCCACAUCAAUAGCGCCAUCUCCGACACAUCGCGUACCGUCAAACGACACGAUACCGGCAGAAUGCGCGCACAACGAUCAACACUAGCGCUGCUCGCGCUCCCGGCCGCAACCCUCGCCGUAUCGCUCAUGGACUUUCCCCCAACCGUGACAAGUCUACCAUCAGCAUGUCAGAACGUGUAUACCAGCACCAUCACCGGUUGCCAACCAGCCGACUUCACAGGCACGAGCGGCUGCAGCUCAAACUGUCUUUCCGCGCUAGGCGCACUCCAACCGAAAGUCCAGAGCGCAUGCGCUUCGAUAUCCGACCAGAAUAACAUACUCGGCGCGUUCAUAAUAGGCAAAGGCGCCGCGGCGAUAUGUCCGAAUGCGCCGGCGCCGGCGCCGUCGGCCACCUUCACCUCAGCGACCUCGAGCAGUACGUCUAGCACUCCUAGCUCGACGGCACAGAAGAGUACGGUCACGGUGCGGAGUACGGCCUCGACGACGGCCACGUUGGCGAUUAUUAGUAGUACGAUGACUGCGAGUUCGUUGACAGCGACGUCUGCGACGAUGAAUUUGGACACGAGUACGAGUACGAGUACGAGUACGAGUCCGAGCAUGAGCGCGAGCUCUUCGACAUCGUCAAGCACGACUUCAUCCUCAAGUUCGAUGUCAUCGUCAAUAUCAAAAACAACAACAUCAAUACCGACGACGACGACGACGACGACGACGACGCCGCCGUCAUCCGCGCAAUCAACAAGCACCACCGGACUGGUCAUAGACACAUCCAGCUCACCGAUCGCUCAGACCUCGACCAGUACCGCCCAAGGCAGCUCACAGACCGCCAACGGCGGCAACGGUCAAAGCGGCGGCAGCCCGUUCGACACACAAGUUAACCAGAACUCUGGUACGGGUUCGGUUGUGCACUCGCUGUCGAGUGCCGUUGUGAUGCUUGGGUUGGUGGGUUUCGCUGGCUUUCUGCUUUGACAUGGGACGGAUGGUGGGUUUGUUGACUCUCGUUUGCUUUGAGAGGACCAUUCUGCUCGUUUUUGAUGAUGCGUGCGGAUACCCAGAUUAUGUUCCUCAUGUUCUUCUGCUUGAAGGGACGCUUUGGGCCUGCGGUCUCGCUGGGAUACGUGAUCGUCGCGAUGUCGCGAGCAGGAGACUUGUGGAACUCUGCCGUUGGCCAACGAGCCGUGCAUCAGAAAGCAUGUACGAAUAUGAAUGAUGAGAUUCCAUCAAUGCGAAUUGUGUCGCCGUAUCGUCUUUCCAUCGUUUGCCCGGCGAUGUUUCAAAGCUGAUGUUCCUGGCGACGUGCAUUUAAUGA
Molecule: messenger RNA, 1356 nt
Organism: Baudoinia panamericana UAMH 10762
Lineage: Eukaryota; Fungi; Ascomycota; Dothideomycetes; Mycosphaerellales; Teratosphaeriaceae
Exons: 1
Coding region: 111-1016 (301 amino acids)
Source: RefSeq, a predicted model, not a curated record